AUGGGUCGCUCUCAGGAGCUCAGUGAAUUCAAGCGUGGUACCGUGAUAGGUUGCCACAUGUGCAAUAAGUCCAUCCGUGACAUUUCCUUGUUACUAAAUAUUCCACGGUCACCUGUGGUAUUAUAACAAAGUGGAAACAACUGGGAACAGCAGCAACUCACCCAUGAAGUAGUAGGCCACGUAAAAUGACAGAGCAAGGUCAGUGCAUGCUUAAGCACACAUUCCAGUGAAGGGAACUCUUAAGGCGUCAGCAUACCAAGACAUUUAGGACAAUUUCAUGCUCCCAACUUUGUGGGAACAAUU
Messenger RNA from Staurois parvus, 303 nucleotides. Lineage: Eukaryota; Metazoa; Chordata; Amphibia; Anura; Ranidae. The record is from the annotation of a GenBank genome assembly.